AUGGCAGAAGUGGCUCCCGCGCCCGCCGCCGCGCCGGCCAAAGCGCCCAAGAAGAAAACAGCUUCGCGGCCAAAGAAGGCCGGCCCUAGCGUCGGCGAGUUGAUCGUCAAAGCGGUUUCCUCGAACAAGGAGAGGAAUGGCAUGUCUCUCGCCGCCCUGAAGAAAGCUCUGGCUGCCGGUGGAUACGAUGUGGAGAAGAGCAACUCCCGCAUUAAGCUUGCCCUUAAGAAACUGGUGGAAAAGGAGGUCUUGUUUCAGACCAAAGGCACAGGCGCGUCUGGCUCUUUCAAGCUGAACAAGAAGCAGACCGAAGCCAAGAAAACCGCACCCAAAGCGAAGAAGCCGGCCGCCAAAAAGCCCGCAGCGGCGAAGAAGCCCAAGAAGGUAGCGGCCAAGAAACCUGCCGCCGCCAAGAAGUCGCCUAAGAAAGCGAAGAAACCCGUCGCCACCAAGAGCCCCAAGAAGGCGAAAAAGCCGGCGACACCUAAAAAGGCAGCGAAGAGCCCCAAGAAGGCGAAGGCAGUGAAACCCAAGACUGCCAAGCCCAAAGCAUCCAAGGCUGCCAAGCCUAAAGCGCCCAAGGCGAAAAAGGCAGCUCCUAAAAAGAAUGACGCAGUGAAUCAUGUCUGGAAGAGGCAAAACCGGCGGAAAGGCCCGUGCUAAGGCCAAGACUCGCUCAUCCCGAGCUGGACUUCAGUUCCCCGUGGGCCGU
This is a messenger RNA of Clarias gariepinus (North African catfish), 712 nucleotides long. Its product is annotated as histone H1-like. NCBI's taxonomy places the organism in Eukaryota, Metazoa, Chordata, Actinopteri, Siluriformes, Clariidae. Gene Ontology annotation, molecular function: DNA binding; structural constituent of chromatin. The coding region runs from base 1 to 663 and encodes 220 amino acids. The transcript is spliced from 2 exons. Gene Ontology annotation, cellular component: nucleosome. The record is from RefSeq and is a predicted model, not a curated record. Gene Ontology annotation, biological process: nucleosome assembly.